AUGGGAGGUGGCCGAGACAAACGUAUAUCACGCUCCAUCGUCUUCGCCAUCCUCAGCGACGACGAAGCUGGGUCGCGAUCCCGCAUCCAGAUAUGGCGGCCGGUAGUCAAGUUCUUCAGACUUUACGGCCUCACUCUAGCGAGACUGCGCCCAGAAUUAUUUCGAAAACUGCGUACCGAGACCUGGGGCCUGUCUGACGACGAGUACAAAUCCAGCUUCAGGGACACGGACUCGCUGGUACCAAAGGGAGAUAUGGGAUAUUCAGGAUCAACAUUCUUCACAACGGCUGACAACAAGUACAUGAUCAAAUCCAUCCCACGUCAAUUCGAACACUCCUUUUUCCGAGACGACCUGCUCGAACCAUACGUCACACACAUGCAAACACAUCCAACCUCCCUCCUGGUUCGCAUCACAGAUUUCCUAGGCUGGCGAUAUAGCAGUAUUGGCGGAAUGUUGAGUCUUGCCCCAGCCUACCACCUUGUCAUGGAAAACCUGCUGCAUGGCCAAAGCGACAACUCCAAGUGGCAGACCUUCGACCUGAAACCGACGUCGUAUUUCUUUCCCGAGCGCGACAUUGCGGGUGGCAGACUGGCGAGCCAAGCGACAAAGUCCAAACUCGCAGAUGAGUUCACAGACAAACUCGUCCUAAGCCAAGAACAAGCCGACUCAUUCUUUCAGGCUCUCGAAGCAGACACAGAACUGCUGGCCAAGAACAACGCCGUGGACUAUAGUCUCAUGCUGGUUCGGAUUCCACGAGACUCGUCGACUCCGACGCAAGACAACCCUUUCAGUGAUCCGCCAAGCUGGCGAACGGGUAUACCCUCGCAGGAUCACAAGUGGCUGAUUCGUGCUGUCAUAUUGGAUUUCUUCUGGGCAAAGCACAAAGUCCAUGCAAAGGCCAUGACGUUCUUGAUCAAGGCGUGGAAUUUGGUUGAUCGAAAAGGUCCGAUGAGUAUCACGACGGAAGCACCAGAGUAUCGAGGGCGAUUCUUGGAGAUGUGUAGGGAGAUGGUGGAGAUCAAAGAGAAUGUGGUGGAUGGUGGGUGA
This is a messenger RNA of Exophiala spinifera, 1047 nucleotides long. RefSeq lists its product as uncharacterized. Gene Ontology annotation, biological process: phosphatidylinositol metabolic process. NCBI's taxonomy places the organism in Eukaryota, Fungi, Ascomycota, Eurotiomycetes, Chaetothyriales, Herpotrichiellaceae. Gene Ontology annotation, molecular function: phosphatidylinositol kinase activity. The record is from RefSeq and is a predicted model, not a curated record. The coding region runs from base 1 to 1047 and encodes 348 amino acids. The transcript has 2 exons.